This is a messenger RNA of Passer montanus (Eurasian tree sparrow), 918 nucleotides long. It is a transcript of the gene TM4SF19, whose product is annotated as transmembrane 4 L six family member 19. The transcript is spliced from 5 exons. The record is from RefSeq and is a predicted model, not a curated record. Bases 36 to 644 code for a protein of 202 amino acids. NCBI's taxonomy places the organism in Eukaryota, Metazoa, Chordata, Aves, Passeriformes, Passeridae. Gene Ontology annotation, cellular component: membrane.
GGCUGGACACUGCUGCUCUGCUCUCCAGGACAGCCAUGUGCGUGGGGAAGUGCAGCCGGAUCGUGGGGCCCUGCCUGCUGGUGCUGGGCACGCUCUCGGCGGCAGCCAGCAUCCUCCUGCUGUUCCCCGGCGGAGCAUCCCGGUACCUGCGGGAGGGGCGCAUCGGCAGCCACGCCCGGGCCGUGCCGGGGCUCUGGGGCGGCAUCGCCGUGCUGCUGGCAGGGAUCCACGUCACGGCGCUGGGCUGGCAGCGCUGCGGCUGCUCCGCCCGCCACAGCGCGUUCCUCUCGGUGGUGCUGUCCAAGCUGGCGCUGCUGGGCGCUGCCGCCUGCUUCGUGCUCUGCGGCGUGGGGCUGACCAACGGGCCCCUGUGCCUCUACAACAGCCCCGGGCCCGGGCACCCGGCCCUCUGGGGCUACCCCUUCCUGGAUGCCACUGAGCAGGGGCCUGACGCCAGGGCUGAGAACUACCUGUACAACCGGAGAACCUGGAGCGUCUGCCUGGAGCCCGAGGGCAUCGUCACCUGGCACGUGGUCCUGUUCUCCCUCCUGCUGCUCAUCAGCGUGGCCGAGAUGGUGCUGGCCCUGCUGCAGAUCCUCAAUGGCUGCCUGGGCUGCCUCUGUGGCUUCUGUGACGGCAAGUAGGGCCCGUGGCAGUGCCAGGAGGAGGCGUCACCUUGGUGUCACCUCGGCUGUCACUUGGCUGCUGGCACAGGGGGCACAGCAGAGCUGUGACACCAGCCUGGUGCAAGAGCCCCGUGUGAGACUGAGAGAGCCCCCGUGGGGGAUGGACACCCAGGGGCUGAAGAGCCAAGGGCUCUCCUGUGCAGAUCCUCUGGCUGGGCCAGGUCCCUUCCCCUGGGGCUGGCGGCCGUUUGGGGUUGGGAACUGGCCCAGUAAGGGAUGGAGGUGAGGACCU